Molecule: messenger RNA, 2876 nt
Organism: Oncorhynchus tshawytscha (Chinook salmon)
Lineage: Eukaryota; Metazoa; Chordata; Actinopteri; Salmoniformes; Salmonidae
Gene: cnga1a
Product: cyclic nucleotide gated channel subunit alpha 1a
Exons: 11
Coding region: 254-2389 (711 amino acids)
Biological process (GO): potassium ion transport; monoatomic cation transmembrane transport
Cellular component (GO): intracellular cyclic nucleotide activated cation channel complex; plasma membrane
Molecular function (GO): protein-containing complex binding; voltage-gated potassium channel activity; cGMP binding
Source: RefSeq, a predicted model, not a curated record
UCCCACUCAGGGUCAGUCAGGAGGACUCAAUGACACCACUACUGCACCCAUGCUUAUUUUGUAUCCAUUCAUCAAAUUAGUUGUAUAUCGGUGUGAUAUAUAACUUGAAAGGCUGUUCAUCUAUACUUACAUUACACUUGGAUUAAGUGUCAGUGUGGAGUGGGAACUCUAGGACUGCUUAUCUUGAGGUCUGUGAUGACUAUGGACAGUGCACUAUGGUGACUAGAGGUAAAGGCUACCCAGAUUGGCUGCCAUGAUCAGCACAUCAAGCACUCGUCCGUUCCUGGCGGUUGCGCCUCGCAUUUCUCCAAACAUGGCCACAGACACAGAGGAGGACAGUGAGGAUGAAAUACAUGAAACCUCUCCUGGCCCAGGGCGUCUGUUCAAUGUGAACAACAGUAACAACAAUGAGGAGGAGGAGAAGAAAAAGAAGAAAAAGGAGAAGAAAGAAAAGAAAGAGAAAAAAGAAAAAGCUUCAAAAACUUGUAUUUGUUUUCUCAGGAAAAAGAAAGAAAAGAUGAAGCAGAAAGAGCAGGAGGAGAAAGAAAAGGAGGAGAAAGAAAAGGAGGAGAAAGAAAAGGAGGAGAAAGAAAAAAAGGAAAAAGAGGAAAAGGAGAAAAAGGAGAAAGAGAAAAAGGAGGGGCCCAAAGAAGGGUUUUUCAUUAAUCCAGCUGGCAGUCUGUACUACAACUGGCUGUUCAUUAUCACAAUACCAGUCAUGUACAAUUGGACCAUGAUAAUAGCCAGGGCCUGCUUUGAGGAGCUGCAGCAUAAUCACCUAGUCACCUGGAUGAUUCUGGAUUACAUCUCUGAUGUCCUCUACCUGGCUGACAUGGCCUUCAGGACCAGGACAGCCUACCUGGAGCAAGGCCUGCUGGUCAAAGACAAGAAGCUACUGUUGGAGCGUUAUAUCAGCAGCCUCCAGUUCAAGCUGGACGCCGUCUCCAUGCUGCCCACCGAUGUGUUUUACAUCUACCUGGGGAUCAACUACCCCGAGAUCCGCCUCAACAAGCUCCUCCGAAUCACGCGUAUGAUGGAGUUCUUCACCCGCACCGAGACCAAGACCAACUACACCAACCUCUUCCGCAUCUCCAACCUGGUCAUGUACAUCAUCAUCAUCAUCCACUGGAACGCCUGCCUCUACUACUCCUUCUCUAAGUCCAUCGGCUUCGGCUCUGACCCCUGGGUCUACCCGGACCUGAAUGACCCAGAAGAGCCAGAGUUCGGGGAACUGGGGAGGAAGUACUCCUUCAGCCUCUACUGGUCCACACUGACGCUGACCACCAUCGGCGAGACGCCAUCACCGGAGCUGGACUCAGAGUUCUUCUUCCAUGUGCUGGACUUCCUUGUGGGUGUGCUUAUCUUUGCCACCCUGGUGGGCAACAUCAGCUCCAUGAUCUCCAACAUCAGCGCCGCGCGGGUCGAGUUUCAGGCACGCAUCGACAACAUCAAGCAGUACAUGCAGAAGUGGAAGGUGGACAAGGAGCUGGAGCUGCGAGUCAUCACGUGGUUCGACUACCUGUGGACCAACGACAAGGCUCAGGAUGAAAGGGAGACGCUGCGGUACCUGCCCGACAAGCUCAGGGCCGAAAUCGCCAUUAACGUCCACCUGGAUACUCUCAAGAAGGUCCGCAUCUUCGCUGACUGCGAAGCAGGCCUGCUUAUUGAGCUGGUGCUCAAGUUGCAGCCUCAGGUCUUCAGCCCUGGCGACUACAUCUGUAAGAAGGGUGACAUCGGCCGUGAGAUGUAUAUUGUCAAGGAGGGCAAGCUGGCGGUGGUGGCUGACGAUGGCGUCAAGCAGUUCUGCGUGCUGGGAGAUGGCAGCUACUUUGGGGAGAUUAGUAUCCUAGCGAUAAAGGGUUCUAAGGCAGGGAACCGGAGGACGGCCAACAUCCGCAGCAUUGGCUACUCAGAUCUCUUCUGCCUGUCCAAGGAUGACCUGAUGGAGUCAUUGACCGAGUACCCGGAAGCCAAGGGCAUGCUGGAGGAGAAAGGUCGUCAGAUCCUGCUGAAGGACGGCCUGCUGGAACUGGACCCUUCCAAAAUUAUCCCCGAAACCACAGAAAUCGAGGAAAAGGUGAACCGCAUGUACAGCAACCUGGAGUUGAUGCAGACCAAGCUGAAGAAGCUGCUGGGAGACUACAGCACCAGCCAGAGGGCAACGAGGGAACGCAUCGCUGAGAUAGAGAGGCUGACUGGAGAGGUUGUAGCAGAGGAGGACCUAGAUGAGGAGGAGAAGGAGGGAGGGGAGGAGGAGAAGGAGGGAGGGGAGGAGGAGAAAAAGGGAGAGGAGGAAGAGAAAAAGGAAGCGGAGGCAGAGGAGAAGAAGGAUGAGGAGAAGAAAGAGGAGGAGGAGGAGGAGGAGGAGGAGGAGGAGGAGGAAAAGUAGAGUUUUUGUGAGAUUAAUUAUUUUUGUGUGUGUGGUCUUAACACAAUUUGAGCUAACUGGAUAUAGACCAUUAGAAAAAUAAAAACUGCUUGAAUUGAAGUCUGCUUGAAUAUUGGUUAAAACAAAGGGCAUUUUUUUCUGGUUGAAGGGUUUUCAGCUUUUGGAAAAUCUAUGAUUAUUGAAAGCUGAUGUAACAGACUUAUUACACUAUUUUUAUUAAGAUAAUUCAACUACUAGAGGGCACCAGAGGCCAUAAAACUACAUGUAUCACUUUCACACAGGUCUUUUUUAAAUGUUUGGACCCCAUGUGUAACACACAAAUUGACCACAUGAAGAAAGUAUAUGAUAUGAAUUGGCAAACUGCCAGUCGGAAAGCAAUACUGCCCAAGCUUGACUAUUGUGCUGUGGUUAACCCUCAAACUACUCAAACUACUAUCAAUAUUUUUUAGCAUAGCCCAAAGUUAGUUUAUUAAAUUCUUCAAAUGUU